Molecule: messenger RNA, 560 nt
Organism: Lycium barbarum (goji berry)
Lineage: Eukaryota; Viridiplantae; Streptophyta; Magnoliopsida; Solanales; Solanaceae
Exons: 3
Coding region: 1-369 (122 amino acids)
Source: RefSeq, a predicted model, not a curated record
AUGAAGGUUCGUGCUCCAAGUCUCGUGUCGUUUACAUACAUCGGAUGCUUCAUCCAUGAGCUUUCCGAGGAAGUUCCCUCCCUAUCUGAGCUAACUAUUGGAGGAUUUUGUGCCUAUUAUUUUAUUAUGCGGGCUCCCAUGUAUUCGAGCUAUUGCAGCAACCUGAAGAGGCUUAAACUCGAAGUGUCUUCCGAGGUAUCUUCCUUAUGCAAGGUGAUUCCCGAUGAAUUUCAUCAAUUCCGCCAUCUGAAAAAGUUGGAAUUAGAUAUCACCAUAAUGUUUGGUGAUGGCCUUUGCUUCUUCAUAUUCUUGAUCAAUUGUGCUCCUCGUUUGUCCAGAUUAACCAUCCGGAGUGUUUCAGGUGAUUGAUUGCAACAUCUUCGGAGAUGCGCAGUGCCUAAUCUGAAGGCCGCUUCCCACUUCAUUCCAGGACGGAGGUUGGGUCUUAUAGUGUUGUUGUAAUCCGUACCAUUUAGUCGCUCUUGUAAUAGUCUAGAUCAGGUUGUGGGAACUUAAAAAGAGUCUUUAGUUAUUUAACGGUUGUUAAUAUUCAAUAUUGG